AUGGACAUCAGACAUGAUGACAAUGACAGGCGCAGACGCAACAACAACGGCUACCGAGGAGGCGGAAACCGCAAGCGUGCUCGCGACGAUGAGGAUGAUUAUCACUACGAUCCCCGCCGCCGCCCUCCCCAGCGCCAACGAGGCGGAGAUGACCAGCCAGCGUCGCGUCGCCGCUACGAGGAAGUUCCCUUCGCAAAACUUCGCCGCAUGACCUUGAACAUCGCCGGCUCUGCGCAACUUCCCCAGGAUGAGGCCAUCGAGCUCGCGAAGGUUUUUGCUGAGAACUACGACGACGAAAGGCUCAGGAACGACUACUUCGACAUCAUCAUUCAGCUUAUCCUUGAGCAGCCAGUGAAGAUCCCCUUCGUUGCAGCUGUCAUCUUCUACGGCAACGAUGCGAAGUCUGAGAUCAUGGCCGAUGCGCUCAAGCGCGUCUCGUCGCGUGCCCAAGAGGCCCUCAAUGGAGGUCUUUGGAAGGAAUUCAAGCUCAUGUUGCGCUUCCUUGCUUGCUUGCAGGCUCGUUAUGACGGGGAUGGAGUCUUCACUUUGCUGAACCAGCUUUUCGACACGGUCGUUGACUUGCAGAGUGCCAAUGAGAACGAUGUUGUUGGAAUUGAAUUGGUCAAGAUCAUCCUUUUGACGAUCCCCUACGCUCUCGCAUACUCCGGAAGUGCCUUCGAAUCUCAGGCCAAGGACGUCCUCGAUAACACCGGUAUCGUCGCUAGCAACAUGCUUCCUAUGGAGGGACUCAUUCACUCCUACUUGCCCGACAGCGAGGAGAAGCCUUUGGCAUACCACAGCGUUAUUGGCCUUCUUCAGCAACAGCUCACCACCGAGGCCGAGACCGGCUGGCCUCUCGUCGUUCUUCCCAAGUUUGACCGCGAGGGUCUUCGCAAGCAAGCGGGCGAGGACACCAUGACCGAUGCUCCCGCUUCUCACCCAUUCCCCACCAUCGAGAUCCCCUCUCCAAUGAACCCAGGCUCGCGCCCUCUCUUCCCGGAGUCCUAUCUCUCACUCUAUGGCAACCAGGAUUUGGUCACGGUUCCUGAUAUUACGAACAUCGCAUCGUCCUUGUUCCGCGACGCCAUUGUCGAUACCAUUGACCAACUUCACUUCAAUAGAGAUGCUGCCGCGAAAUUGCUCAUCGAAAUCGACAACUACUGGACCGUCGGUGUAUUCGCCAAGCGUAGCACUUCAUUCGAGUUGAUGCGCGAGAUCAACGAGGAAAAGGCUCACUUCAAGCCUGAAGAUGUGAUCAUGGACGCAAUCUUCUCGCAGAUCUUCAAGCUGCCUGCUCCGGAGCAUAAGCUGGUGUUCUACCACUCCAUCAUCACAUCUGCUUGCAAGAUUGCACCUACGGCCAUUGCGCCUUCCCUCGGACGAGCCAUUCGCGCUGUCUACAAGUACAUCGACAUUAUGGAUCUGGAGCUGGUCAACAGGUUCUUGGAUUGGUUCACCCACCACUUGAGUAACUUUGAGUUCAGAUGGCGCUGGACUGAAUGGCUUGAGGACCUUCCUCUAUCUGAUCUUCAUCCAAAGAAGGCGUACAUUCUUGCUGCGAUCGACAAGGAGAUUCGUCUCUCAUUUGCUAAGCGUAUUCGCUCAACUGUCCCUGAGCAGAUGCAUUACCUCAUUCCUAAUCGCCUUGACGAGGACAACAGCCCUGACUUCAAAUACGACGAUCCAAGUACUCCGUAUUCUCAAGAAGGUCAGGCACUUAUCACCCAGCUUCGCAAAAAGGCCUCCGAUGAGGUCAUACAGGAAAUCAUCAACAAGAUCCAUACCUUGGCUGUUGAGCAGGGCAUCGCCGAUGUGCUUGUGCCAUCUACUGACGCACUCGUCACUUCAAUCUGCCGCAUGGGCGCUAAAUCUCUGUCCCACGUUCUGUCCUGCAUCGAACGAAACAAGGAUCGCCUUUUGUCUGUCGCCAACGAGUCUGAUGCUGCUCGACGCCAGAUCGUUGCGAGCGUGGUCGAGUACUGGAAGGACCAACCUGGUGUCGCCGUGCGAAUCAUCGACAUUCUUCUCAACUACCAGAUCCUCGCUCCUAUCACCGUUGUCCAGUGGGCCCUUGGCGACUUCCUCGGUGCCGGCGAGGUCCUGGCCAAGAGCUGGGUGUUCGAGAUGGUAUCAAACACCAUGAGCAAGGUCGCGAACCGAAACCGCCAGAUCAUUGUCGCCCGUUUCCAGAAAGGACUGCCCCAGGAGCAGAUCGAGAUGGUCGAAGCCACCCUCACCAAGGACCGCGAGAGCGCCCGCGAACUCUUCAAGUACAUCGACGACCAACUUUCUGGAGUCGCCACCGGCGCUGCCGACACACUCAUCGAGCGUGAAUCUUCUGGCGAGUUAAGCGCUGAGGACGGCCAAUACGUCCGCGCUUGGGCCGUCCGCUGGCGCACCGUGUUCCAGCGCAAGGCACAGGUUGAAGAGUCGGUCGUUGGUGAACAGGCGGUAGAUGCUAAGAUCAAAUACCUCGCUGCACAGCCCGAGCCUGUUCCUAUCGAAGAAGAUGCCAAUGCCGCUGGCAAUGGCGUCGACGUCAAGAACAGCGACGAGAUCGAACUGGACAUCUAG
Messenger RNA from Aaosphaeria arxii CBS 175.79, 2574 nucleotides. RefSeq lists its product as uncharacterized. The transcript is spliced from 6 exons. Gene Ontology annotation, biological process: mRNA export from nucleus; nuclear-transcribed mRNA catabolic process, nonsense-mediated decay. NCBI's taxonomy places the organism in Eukaryota, Fungi, Ascomycota, Dothideomycetes, Pleosporales. Gene Ontology annotation, molecular function: RNA cap binding; mRNA binding. The coding region runs from base 1 to 2574 and encodes 857 amino acids. Gene Ontology annotation, cellular component: nucleus; nuclear cap binding complex. The record is from RefSeq and is a predicted model, not a curated record.